Messenger RNA from Schistosoma guineensis, 1311 nucleotides. The record is from the annotation of a GenBank genome assembly. Lineage: Eukaryota; Metazoa; Platyhelminthes; Trematoda; Strigeidida; Schistosomatidae.
GUUCGGCCUUUCAAGGUCGGUUGAACGAAACGGCCGUCGUCUUUGAGUAAAAUAUACUUCUGCCGUGCCACGUAACCUAAGUGUUAACAAAGAUGCCGCGCUACCCGCCUGAUCGUUGGUUUGAUUAUACCUCAUUGGGCGUCCCGGUUAAAGGGACGCGUUUGCUUCCGAUAAAACUACCUAUACCAUCAGAAAAGUCCAGCAAUAUUCCUUUUCAUUUAAGAUUUACACUAGGUGACCUUAUUAACUGUGUUGAAUCAUACAACCAAAAAUUGACGUGUGUCAUAGAUUUGACUUAUGCAAACUAUUAUUCGCCAAAGUUCCUUCAUGAUAAUAAUAUAAGUUACCAUAAGAUAUAUGUGGAAGGACAUACAAUCCCAAAUUCGAAAACUGUUGAACAGCAAGUUCUUAUUAAAUUCAGAAUCGAGUUUUAUAGGUUCAUCAAUAUGGUUAACAAGGAACGUAAACAAUCUCCAGAUGGCAUAAUUGCUGUACACUGCACACAUGGCGUAAACCGAACGGGUUAUUUAAUAUGCAGAUAUCUUAUCGAUUUUAUGAAUAUAAAUCCUAAAGAUGCUCUUAGAGAAUUCGAAUGGGCACGUGGUCAUCCUGUCGAAAGAGAAAAUUAUGUUGAAGAUUUGUUGAAUUCUGUCAGUAAAUUAGAGGUCACAAACGUUGAAAACAAUAGAAGUGCGUGAAUAAAUGUACAUUAGUGUCAUUAUUUUAUUUAAUGCUUUGUAAGUAAUAUCCAAGCACUCAGAACCUUUAUGAUACUCCUAAAGCUACUACAUGUUUUGUUGUGAGAUAAGAUAUUAAAUAGCUAUUUUCUCUAUUCAUUGCCUUUCAUAAAUUACGAUGCAGAAAAACUUGGUAUUAUUGUAAAGGAAUAAAAUCAUUACUGUGGCUAAUAAAAUUACUUCGCGGAAAUGCGAAAUAAUAUUUUUGAUAAACAUUUUGUUUAAUCGUUGAGUGCCGAGGCUCCGAACAGUGUAGAUAGUUGCUACAAUAGAUGAUAAUUACAAGUACAUUGAAAUCGACAAAAAAUUAUUUUUAUUUAAUCUUUGCACUAGUAUCCUAAAGGAACAAAUGGCAUAUGAACCAAUCUUUGGUCACCGGCUACCGUGGGUCUGCAUCUCCUAACGUUGCUCCACUGCCUUGUGGAUUAGACCUUUAUAUCAAAUGCUAGAUGUGUGACCUAAGAUGUCUACACAGUGACCUAGAGGCUAUGAGUUACCUAUCCAACCCUUAGUUGGGUAGCUGAUAGGUCCCAUGCCAAGACGAAACAGCUGUUCAUUGCUUUCUUGUUUUCAC